AUGAACAUUGUCCCUGAGGUUGCUUUAGCAGCAAUAGGUGUGUCUAUUUUCAAACCAUACUUUGACCAGGCAAAUGAAUUGGUCAAUUAUACUUUCAUCGAUGAGAUCUUUCAUGUGAAUCAAGUAAAGGAGUAUUGGAAUGGAAACUUUGAUUCAUGGGAUCCGAAGAUCACCACGCCCCCGGGUCUAUAUUAUCUGGCAGUUUGGUGGCUCAGACUCACGGGAUUGGAGCUCUCGAUUGCUAACUUAAGAUUGCUCAAUUUUGUUGGUGGUGUGCUCCUUAUCAUUACCACACUCGUCGUCAAGAAAUAUCACAACCCUGGUCUUUCAGCUCUGUCUCUAUUUUCCUCUCCAUUGCUGACAAUUUAUUACUCUCUGUUUUAUACCGACAUUUGGUCUACGCUCCUCGUCGUCCAGUCAUAUGUUGUCACAGCCUGUUGGAAACCCACCUUGACGUCAGCCGCAACGUCCUGUUUAAUCGGCUCGAUCAGUCUAUUGUUCCGACAAACUAACAUAGUCUGGCUAGCAUUUGCACUAGCCGUUAUCGUGGACAAGCUGGCAAAGGAUAACUAUCGCAAUAUUUUGCAAUACGAUAUGGGUGUCUUUGUCCGAAAGGCGUUUGCUAACUGGAGGAUAGUUACUCCUUACGCAAUGGUUCUCAUCGCAUUCAUAAAUUUUGUUAUCAGUAACGGAGGUAUAACUAUGGGCGACAAGGAGAACCAUGUUAUUAAACAACUCGACGGUACUAUUCAUCACAUUCGUGAUUUGUGUGGCUCUCACUGUCGCCCCGACUCCAUUGUUCGAGCCGCGGUAUUUCAUUCUACCACUGUUGUACUGGAGACUCCAAGUUCGGCCAGUGGCUGA
This is a messenger RNA of Ogataea haglerorum, 864 nucleotides long. RefSeq lists its product as uncharacterized. Lineage: Eukaryota; Fungi; Ascomycota; Pichiomycetes; Pichiales; Pichiaceae. The transcript is spliced from 2 exons. Gene Ontology annotation, biological process: dolichol-linked oligosaccharide biosynthetic process; protein N-linked glycosylation. Gene Ontology annotation, molecular function: dolichyl pyrophosphate Glc2Man9GlcNAc2 alpha-1,2-glucosyltransferase activity. Gene Ontology annotation, cellular component: endoplasmic reticulum. The coding region runs from base 1 to 864 and encodes 287 amino acids. The record is from RefSeq and is a predicted model, not a curated record.